Nilaparvata lugens (brown planthopper) is the source of this 1590-nucleotide messenger RNA. RefSeq lists its product as uncharacterized. NCBI's taxonomy places the organism in Eukaryota, Metazoa, Arthropoda, Insecta, Hemiptera, Delphacidae. Bases 525 to 1274 code for a protein of 249 amino acids. The record is from RefSeq and is a predicted model, not a curated record. The transcript is spliced from 2 exons.
CAAACCUUUCAAAUUUUACUUUGAUAUCCCAACUUAUAUGUGGAAUAUUAAGUUUUAAUAAUAAUCAUGGAUUUCAUAAAGUAUUCCACAUGAUAAUAAAGAACAAGUUUUUGCGUCAUUUGAAAAAAUAUGUUUAAUUGUUCAAGGCUUGAUCAAACCUACAAAGCGUUGGAAAUUUAGUCGUUUAUGACGUUUUUAAUCACUUUUUAGCCAUUAUUAUCCAACGUUUAUUCAGCUGUAAUUCAACUAGAAUUUUAUAAACGUCACAAUUCUAUUGAAAAAAUAUUCUCUUUAAUUUUCAAUAGCUGAAUCCACUAGUAAUUCAACUGUUGAAUGUAACACAACUUUUUGAACGUUGGGUAAAUUUCGAUAGCUACCGAGAAUAAAGAUUUCAAUAAUUUUUAGCUGAGUCCACUAGUAAUUCAACUGUUGAAUGUAACACAAAUUUUUGAACGUUGGGUAAAUUUCGAUAGCUACCGAGAAUAAAGAUUUCAAUAAUUUUUUCAAUCUCCAAUCAGCCAACCAUGUAUUUUAAUAUACGUUUAUUGGUGACUUUUUCAACUUUGGGGUCGAUUUUGGUUCUGACAAAUGCUGUAGUGGAAGAAAGCGAGGUAACGAUAGGAAAGAUAAACGACAUUCUCUACGACUCAUAUGCGGAAGCCAGUGUACGUUUAUUAGGUGAAGCAGUACUCUAUGAUCCCAACUUCAAAGAUUUCCUGGGAGGCAAAACAGUCCAACAGUUUCACGACGACAAAAAGUUCUACGAUAUAUUCCAGAGCCAACUCGACAUCUACUACGUUGGCUAUCUGUUUUUCAACACCUAUCCGUUACUGAAAGACUCGGUGACCAGUUUCGCCGCAGAUUGGGUCAAACAGAACCCUAAAAACGAAGACCCCGCUGACGGUUACACCGUCGAAUUCAAAAAAGUGCUCAAAAAAGACGCAACAAAGAAUAAGGACAAAAUUAAUUUGGUUGAGAGUUUUGAUAGUAGCCCGCCGCCAGAAGAUUUGAACAUGAUCUUUGAACAGGUGCUGAAAUCCAGGGUGAGUUUGGCUGAAACGAAGGCAGCUGGUCCGCAAAAAGAUAAUGAUUAUUUUGACAAACUGUUUGCUGCUGUCGAAGCAAAGAAAUUUGAAAAUAGUCUCGACAAGUACACAGAGUGGCGAAGAAGGCUGUUGGCAGAUCUUGAAAAUGUCCAGUUGUUGGUUAGAAAGCUGUAUGCCAGUUUUAGUAGUUUGGAUGCUUUUGAAGACGAGGAUGAAGAUUAUGAAUGAAUCUGCGGAUAUAAAAACAAAUAUAAAUCUUUAAAAAGAAUAGCCUACUCAUAUUUAUAUUCAAAUUUAGCCCUAAAGAAAAGAAACAAUGAAUCUGCAGAUGAGUAUUGACGAUAUGGUUUGAAUCAGGGCAGGACUUUCUAUAUCCUUCCUAGUUUAUAGGAGGUCCUAAUCAGGGUAAAGUAAUAUAAAUUUUACACAUUUCUUUUUUCUGUUGUUUGAAUACAGCUGGAACAUUUCCAAUGCUUACAUAAAUUUUAAAAUUAAUACUUUUCAUCAGUACUGUGUGUAAUGUAUUUUAUCUCAAAUAAAACAA